Molecule: messenger RNA, 3306 nt
Organism: Humulus lupulus (European hop)
Lineage: Eukaryota; Viridiplantae; Streptophyta; Magnoliopsida; Rosales; Cannabaceae
Product: lysine-specific demethylase JMJ21-like
Exons: 16
Coding region: 140-3085 (981 amino acids)
Cellular component (GO): cytoplasm
Molecular function (GO): protein binding
Source: RefSeq, a predicted model, not a curated record
AAGCGGGCUUAAAUCUUAAGUAAAAGACCGCUCUCUUUCCUUAACGAGAACAACGAACCGAAACCGCUCCGUUUCAAUUUUGCGAUUCAACUACCGAAACAGUAGUCGUCUCUGAUCUGGUAAUAAUAAACAUUCACAAAUGGAGAAUCCCGGCGCUCCGGCGGACGAGCUACGGGAUCGCCGGUCGGCCGCCCUUGGAGACCUCCGAGUUCUCCCCGAUGAACUCGUCUGCGCUAUCUUGGAAUAUCUCACUCCUCCCGACCUUGCUCGCCUCUCUUGUGUCAGCAGUGUGAUGUACAUAUUGUGCAACGAAGAACCGCUCUGGAUGAAUCAAUGCCUUCGCAAUCUCAAUGGUCCAAUUCAGUAUAAAGGCUCCUGGAAAAAAACCACAUUGCAUCUGUUAGAACAUGUAGUUGGAGAAACUGAUGAACUUGGCGGAAAACAAUUACGUUUUGAUGGAUUCAACUCUUGGUUCCUAUAUAAAAGACUAUACAGGUGCUAUACCACAUUGGCGGGUUUUGAUUUUGACAAGGGUAAUGUGGAUAGAAAGGAAAACCCUUCUUUAGAAGAGUUCUAUUCCGAGUAUGAUGGGAAGAAACCGAUUUUGCUUAAUGGCCUAGCCGACACUUGGCCAGCAAAGCAUACAUGGACAACAGACCAGUUACUGAUGAGCUAUGGUGAUACAUCAUUCAAGAUUUCGCAGAGAAGUUCGAGUAAAACUUCCAUGAAAUUCAAAGAUUAUGUCUCAUACAUGAAACUGCAGCAUGAUGAGGAUCCCCUAUAUAUUUUUGACGAUAAGUUUGGGGAAGUUGCACCUGGCUUGCUGAAGGAUUACAAUGUGCCACAUCUUUUUGAAGAAGACUUUUUUGAUAUCUUAGACAGAGAUCAGCGACCUCCAUAUAGAUGGCUUAUUAUUGGACCAGAGAGGUCUGGUGCCUCUUGGCAUGUUGAUCCAGCUCUUACUAGUGCUUGGAAUACCCUUUUAUGUGGUCGUAAAAGAUGGGCAUUGUACCCUCCGGGAAAAGUACCUUUAGGUGUAACAGUUCAUGUAAAUGAAGAAGAUGGCGAUGUCGUUAUCGAUACUCCAACUUCAUUGCAGUGGUGGUUAGAUUUUUAUCCACUCCUUGCUGAUGAAGAUAAGCCAAUUGAGUGUACCCAACUUCCUGGGGAGACAAUUUAUGUUCCAAGUGGAUGGUGGCAUUGUGUCUUAAAUCUGGAAACAACUAUUGCUGUUACACAGAAUUUUGUAAAUUCUCGAAACUUUGAAUUUGUUUGUUUGGAUAUGGCACCUGGAUACCGUCAUAAGGGAGUCUGCCGUGCUGGAUUGCUUGCGCUUGAUGAUGAUGGUUUUGAUAAUGUCAAAAACAACAUAUCUCUUGAUAAUGAUGAUUUGACUUGCUCUAACCUUUUGAGGGAAGAGAAAAGGCGCAGAAUCAUUGAACCUGGAGAGGAUCCAACAUAUAGAAAAAUGGAUCAUGUUGUCUCCAAAAAUUACAAAUUGUGGAAAAAUGGUUUUACUUAUGAUAUAGAUUUCUUAAUUACAUUUCUUGAUAAAGAGAGAGACCACUAUAAUUCUCCUUGGAGCUCAGGUAACUGCAUGGGACAACGGGAAAUGAGAGAAUGGUUGUACAGGCUUUGGGUUGGAAAACCAGGAAUGAGAGAGCUAAUAUGGAAGGGAGCAUGUAUCGCAUUAGAUGCUGGCAGAUGGGCGGAAUGCAUGACUGAAAUAUGUGCCUUCCACAAUUUGCCUCCCCCUACAGAGUUUGAAAGGCUUCCUGUUGGCACUGGUAGCAAUCCUGUUUAUCUCCUGCCAAACUGUGUGGUGAAAAUUUUUGUUGAAGAAGGACUGGAAGCCUCACUUUAUGGUUUAGGCACUGAGCUUCAAUUUCACAGUCUUCUAAGUAAAGUCAACUCUCCUCUGCAAAAUUAUAUUCCUGAAGUUUUGAGCAGUGGGAUACUCUAUCUUGAAAAUGGAUCUUAUAAGAUUGUACCUUGGGAUGGAAGCGGAGUUCCUGAAGUGAUUUCAAAGUGUGAUUUUCUUUUAGAGAAACAUGAAGUAGGUAGUUUCCCUUUUGGCAUUUGGAGUAAGCAACAGCAUGACUAUAGAAAAGCUGGGAUGUCAACUACAUCAGUCAAUUUUAUUGGGGGCACUAGGAUAUGGCCAUUCAUGAUAACAAAAAGAUGUGAAGGAAAAAUAUUUGCACAAUUAAGAAAUAAACUAGACUGGGAAGAGGAGUUAAAUUUAGCUUCCUUUCUUGGUGAGCAGCUACGUCACCUUCAUCUGUUGCCGCUUCCAUCUCGUAAUUCAAAUUUCUCAGAUAUUGAAAGUGCAGUAGACUUUAACCAUACUAAUGGUUUUGUGGAGUCUGCUUUUCAUAAAUCAAAUAUGCCAGCUGAAUGGGACAUAUUCGUUAAAACUCUAAAUAGGAAGAAAAAGGACAUCUCUAGCCGCUUGACUAAAUGGGGAGAUCCAAUUCCUAGCUUUCUAAUUGAGAAAGUUGAUGAAUACAUCCCAGAUAAUUUUACUGAGUUGCUAUACGCUUUUGAGGAUGAAAAUGAUCGAGGCAAAGUUUGUAAAUCCCUCUCCUGGAUACACUCAGAUAUUAUGGACGACAAUAUUCACAUGGAACAAUGUGGUGAUAAGAAUUCUAGAUUGAGUGAAGCUUUGAAAGAAGCUAAUUCACAAUGUAAUAGCUCAUUGAAUGGCUGCAAUGACACUUCAUGUGAAAAAUCAUGGCGUCCUAGCCACCUUCUUGAUUUCAGUAAUCUCUCUAUCGGCGACCCCAUUUAUGACUUGAUACCCAUAUACUUGGAUGUUUGUAGAGGCGACCCCCGCCUCCUUAAGCAGCUAUUAGAAAGUUAUAAACUUCCGUUGGUUAAAAGUUUAUACCAGCCCAAGUCAGUGGAGGGUGGUGACAAGUAUGGACGAUUAUCGUACCAUGCUAUGUGCUAUUGUAUUGUUCAUGAAGAUAAUAUAUUGGGAGCUAUAUUUAGUAUAUGGAACGAACUAAAAGCGGCAAAAUCCUGGGAAGAAGUUGAGCAAACUGUCUGGGGCGACUUAAACAAUUACAAAGGUUUUCUUUGAUCAUUUUUCCCCAGCAUUUAUACCGAUCAAACUUUUGCUGAACACGAAAUGCCAAUAUUAUUGUCAUCACAACUUUGGCGGAAAACUGGUUCUUUCUUUUUCCAUUACCAUUUUGUUGUAGUUUAUGUAUCAAUUUUUGUGUUGUAUUUUUUGCUUGUAAUACUGCUAAAAUAAAUAAUAGUUAUUUAUUGGAUUAGGCAUAUACCAAUGCCAUUACGAUU